AUGUCGGGGUUUCGUGCGAUCCAUGCGGAGACGCGAGGGGACAGGCAGUGCCGGGGAGACAAGGAAGCGCUAGAGAAAGAAAGGCUCAAGGGCAGACGAGAGGCCUUUGGCAGGUAUCAUGAUCCCGGACCGCUGACUGAGAACACUCCUGGAAGCCUCGGAUAUGCUUCAAGAGCCGAGCGGUUUCAGACAGACGCAGCUGCUGAGCUGAAGAAGAACCGCGAUGCAGUAGUUCAGGCGAGAGAAGAGCUUCUCAGCGUGAAGAGAGAGAGAAACUUGACACGGGAGGAAAACCGUUGGAAACGAGCGGACGAGGAGUUCAACGAGAAGCUUGAGAGGCAAGCGAGCAUGGCCAAUGGCGCCAAGGGAUCGCAGAACCACAGCUCGAUCGCCUAUGACCCUAUAACUCUCGAGUACCACGAGACCCCAGCAGGACAGAAGCAGAAGUACGAGGAUGACCUCACCAGGUUCCGAGCUGGCGUCCGCACCGAAAAGUUGCAUCGACAGAACUCAGGGAGCGGCUACAACCCCAUCACAGUGAGCGUGACGUUGCCAGAGAGUGAGAAGUUGACGUCCAAGCAGGGAGAGGACCUGAGGGCUCCUGUACUGCCUCCCAAGCCCCGCUACCCGAAUUGA
Molecule: messenger RNA, 636 nt
Organism: Guillardia theta CCMP2712
Lineage: Eukaryota; Cryptophyceae; Pyrenomonadales; Geminigeraceae
Exons: 6
Coding region: 1-636 (211 amino acids)
Source: RefSeq, a predicted model, not a curated record